UUCGCCGUGUGAGUUUGCGUGUGUACUUCCGUCCCGUCCGACCCUCCGAGUGCGUACGUAAUUUUAUAUCGAAUCAUCCAGAAUAAAAGGAUGUGGCAAAAAACGACAGAGCUCUUGCUUCUGUUGGCCGUGGUGAGGUCUUCUGAGGUUGAAUGGUGUUCUCCGAAAUGCAUCUGCCCCUCUCAAAAAGAGGUGUACUGCCACUCGGGGGGUUUCUCGGAGAUCCCGGCGCACCUCCUGCCGUCGCUGGUGGAGCACCUCUCGUUCAUGAAGAACAACUUCACGGUGAUCAAGCCGGACGCCUUCGCCCUGCUCAAGAACCUGCGGAAGCUCAUCCUGGACGGGAACAACAUCAGCGCCAUCCGGGCCUUCGCCUUCCGCGGGGUCCCGCGCCUCGAGGAGCUCUACAUCAACAACACGAACCUAUCGGCCCUCUCGCCCUUCUCCUUCGCCGGGCUCCUCGGCCUCCGCAACCUCUACCUCACCAACAACCUCAUCACCUCCGUCGGCAGGAACGCCUUCGCCGGCACCUCCAACAUCGAGACCAUCAACCUGAGCAGCAACCCCCUCGUCCGCAUCAAUAGCUCCGCCUUUUCAGGCCUGAGGCACGUCCGCUACCUGAUCCUCCCCUCCGGCAUCAAGUACAUCGAACCCGAGGCCUUCGCGGGGAUGGACACGAUCGGCCUGAUCAAGCUGCCCUACAUGGACCUCAGCUCCCUCCGCGCCAACACCUUCCACGGCCUGAGCAACGUCUACGCCAUCACGAUCCAGGACUCCGACCUGGGCAUCAUCCAGCCCCGCGCCUUCGCCAACCUCAGCUUCGUCGGGCUCAUCAGCCUGAGCAACAACAAGAUCGACUCCAUCCGCGAGCUCGCCAUCCUCGACUCGCAGAACGUCGACGCCGUCAAGCUCGAGGGCAACCACAUCCUCGACGUCCCGCAGCCCCACCUCAUCGUCCUCGACGUCAUGAAGGAGGUCGUCGUCUCCAAGAACCACUUCCCGUGCGAUUGCCGGAUCCACUGGCUCCUGGCGAGCCCGCUCGUCGCAGGGAACUUGACGCUCUUCCUCCAGGAGAAUUUUUGCAUCUCGCCGCUGGAGUUCAACGGGAAGCCGAUGUCGAGUUUGGACCUCCAGUCCAUCGGUGGGUGCAACGAUGACGCCAGCGUGCUCAACAGGAACUCGGCGGUCGGGCGGCCGUCCGGGGAUUGCUGGCUCGCGCUGGCGGUGAGCGCGAUCGUGGUAGGCAGGUUCUCGCGGCAUUCGUUCCGGGUUAGUUAAUCGGGGUGAAAAUUCGGGGUUUCGGUGUAUAACUCAUCGGUUUAUGAUUUAGAGCAGGUAAACAAGUUCCGGAAAACACUGGAAAACAAAAUUACAUUGGAGCUAGAGUCCAGACUCUUAAAAACA
This is a messenger RNA of Bemisia tabaci, 1404 nucleotides long. Lineage: Eukaryota; Metazoa; Arthropoda; Insecta; Hemiptera; Aleyrodidae. The record is from RefSeq and is a predicted model, not a curated record.